CUGCUUUAAUUUAUUGGUUUCUCAUGAGUUCUACAAGCAAAGAGAACAAGCAUACGGCAUGCUCAGCAUGCAAGCUUCUUCGUAAACGCUGCACUCAAGAUUGCAUUUUCUUGCCUCACUUUCCAGCUGCUGAGCCUCAACAAUUUAUUGCUGUUCAUCGAAUUUUUGGUGCUAGCAACAUCAGCAAAAUGUUACAACAGGAGAUACCAAAGGAAAACAGAGAAGAUGCAGUGAUCAGCAUGGUUUUUGAAGCUACAGCAAGACUCAGAGAUCCAGUUUAUGGCUGUGUGGGCAUUAUUUCUGCCCUCCAGAAACACAUAUUUCACUUGCAAUCCGAGUUAAAUGUAGCUUUAGCUGAAGCAAUGUCUCUUAAAACCCAACUAUCCGAUCCCUUAUCCUUACCCUCGCUUCUGGAAGGUUCUCGGUUCAUUCCUGAGAACCACGAGUUUCACAAUUUCCAGAAGCUGAGCGACCAAAAUGCAUAUGCUAAUAUUAAUAAUGGAUCAGAUGCCUUGCUUCUACUACCAGAAGCAGCAGACUAUUGUUUUCAAGAAACUGAAGUUCUUCCACUGUCUUAUUUAGACAUGUAGUUUUCUAGUGUGGACAACAAUAGACUCUUAAUAUUUGCCUUUCAUUUAACACCUUAUCAUGUUUUUUUCCCAGUGCUGCUC
Molecule: messenger RNA, 671 nt
Organism: Lycium barbarum (goji berry)
Lineage: Eukaryota; Viridiplantae; Streptophyta; Magnoliopsida; Solanales; Solanaceae
Product: LOB domain-containing protein 4-like
Exons: 2
Coding region: 24-590 (188 amino acids)
Source: RefSeq, a predicted model, not a curated record